AUGGCCAAAUCAGACGCAGAACAAAUUGAGUACCAGGAGAGGGCAUCAGCAAAGGACUCUGAGCUGGAACAAGAUGCCCUCUAUCAAGCAUAUGCCUCGAAAGGUCCUGAAUGGCAUCAGAAAACGACUCGUACCCUUUUACGCAAGGUAGAUUUACAUCUUUUGCCAUUCUUGAUUCUCAUGUAUCUGCUCAAUUUCUUGGACCGCAAGUACGAAUCCCUGUCCGAGAAGCUCCUCGACGCGCGCUUGGGAUCUCUCGAGAAAGACCUGGGAAUGAAAGGGACGGACUAUAACUUGGCUACCAGUAUUCUUUUCGUGGGAUAUCUGCUGAUGCAGUUGCCAUCCAAUCUCCUUCUCACUCAAAUCCGGCCUUCGCUAUUCCUGGGGAUCGCCAUGGCCAUUUGGGGAGUCAUCUCUGCUUGCCAAGCAGCGACUCAAUCCUUCACCGGAUUGGUGGUGACACGGUUCUUCCUCGGAUUUGUUGAAGCUCCCUUUUUCCCAGGCGCUGUGAUGUUGAUGUCGAGUUGGUACACCAGAAAAGAGUUGAGCGUCCGCAUCGCGUGGUUUUACGCCGGUAGUUCUUUGGCGAAUGCUUUUGGCGGAUUGAUUGGAGCUGCCGUUCUAGGAAAUCUAGACGGCGUCCAUAAUCUGGCCGGAUGGAGAUGGUUAUUCAUAAUAGAGGGCAGUAUUACUACAGGAAUAUCUCUUCUGGCGGCCAUUUUUCUUCCGAACUAUCCUGCAACCACUUCAUGGCUAGAUCCCCAAGAGCAAGCAUAUGCUCAAUGGCGUUUAAUUGACGAUGCAGGCGAAGCAGACGACGCAAGUACUAGUGGCAUCAAAGAGGCAUUAACUCUGGUAUUUGCUGAUAAACGCAUCUACCUGUUCAUCCUGCUUCAGCAUGUUUCACUCCUGUCACAGAACUUCCAAUACUUCUUCCCGACCAUUGUCAAAACGCUUGGAUACAACAACAUUCAGACCUUAUUGAUAACCGCACCUGUCUGGAUUGCCACUUUCUUGGUGUCCCUUUUAGUCACCUAUUCGUCCGGCAAGGCGAAUGAACGAAGUUGGCAUAUCAUCGGCUUGAUGAUGGUCAGUGUUGUUGGAGGAGUCAUCUGCACUGCCACAACAAAUACGGGUGCAAGGUUCUUCGCUAUGUUCCUAAUGCCAAUGGGUGCCGUUUCCGCAUACCAGAUCAUUCUAGCCUGGGUUGCCAACUCAUUUCCUAGACCAUUGGUCAAGCGAUCUGCUGCAAUUGCGCUUGCCAAUAUGAUUGGCAAUACAGCUUCAAUAUACGGAAGCUAUAUGUGGCCAGAUUCGGACGGGCCAAGAUAUGUCCCUGGCGGGACAGCUACUGCGGUGAUCGCAUUAUUGGUCGCGAUCGUGGCCGUUGUCAUUCGUCUUGUUCAUGUAAAGAUGAACAAGCGGCUAGAAGAGGCGGAGACUUCGCAUGAUCUUCCCUCUGUGGGUGCAGAUGAUCCGGAUAGUCGUGUUGUUGGAUUCCGUUAUAUUCUUUAA
This is a messenger RNA of Penicillium verhagenii, 1515 nucleotides long. RefSeq names its product putative MFS transporter. Gene Ontology annotation, molecular function: transmembrane transporter activity. NCBI's taxonomy places the organism in Eukaryota, Fungi, Ascomycota, Eurotiomycetes, Eurotiales, Aspergillaceae. The transcript is spliced from 6 exons. Gene Ontology annotation, cellular component: membrane. The coding region runs from base 1 to 1515 and encodes 504 amino acids. The record is from RefSeq and is a predicted model, not a curated record. Gene Ontology annotation, biological process: transmembrane transport.